AGGAAGGGAUGCUGGCCAUGACAGGUACAGUCAGAGUGAGGGUUGCAUUAUUUUGCUGUGAAGCUCCUCUCCCUCUCUCACAUACUACAUGUGCCUGGAUUGGUGGAAGCAGUUAGUAGAGGUCACCAAGGCUCUGGCAGCCCUCCUUCUCCUCCCCCAGCCAGCAGCCCAGCUGGAGAAUGUGUGUGAGAUGACUGCUAAAGGCAGAGGGGACGGAUGGCGUAUCUCACACACCCCAAGUACAGCGCCAGGCAGCCUGCCGGCAUCUUCUCAUUCCCUGCCCUGGGCUGCAGAGAAGGCUCGGCGCUGCCUGGCUCCGGCGGGAGAGCAGACAAGCCGAGGAAGAAGCCGUUCUGCCUGGUGAGGAUGAAGCCGCUGAAGGAGCCCGUCAACAACAACAACAACGUGUCCUUUGUCAUCCACUGUCACAUAGGGAAGGAGAUCAAACACAUCUGCAGCAACUGCAGCCGAGGGGAGGAAGCCCGUGAGGCUGAGGAAGUUGAAAGGCUGGCUGCAAUGCGCUCUGAGUCUUUAGUGCCUGGUACACACACUCCACCAAUCAGAAGAAGAAGUAAAUUUGCAACAUUAGGGAAACUUUUCAAGCCAUGGAAAUGGAGAAAGAAAAAAAGUGAAAAAUUCAAGCAAACCUCUGCAGCACUGGAAAGAAAGAUAUCAAUGAGGCAAAGUCGAGAGGAACUCAUAAAAAGAGGUGUCUUGAAAGAAUUAUAUGACAAAGAUGGUGAUCUACAGAAUGAAGAAGGGAUGAUGGAAAAUGGUCAACCUGUUGGCACUGGUUCAUCAUCACUUCCAAUCAUAACAGAGAUGGAACCGACUUCAGUGUCAGGAGAGACUUGUGCAUAUGAAGUGCUUCCGACCUCUGAACUCAUGGAUGGGACAGUGUCUGAAGAUCUUACGUCUGAGCCAGGAUGCAUGUCCCAGGAUCAAUCAUACAAGCCAACCCUGAUACUACCCCCAAAAAAAUCUGCAGGCUUCCCUGUAGACCUUGAGGAUACUCCCGUGAAACCGCUUACUCACCACAAGCAACCCCCUGCCCUGCCUCCUAAACCUAUUUCCAGAAUUGCCAAUCAUAUAGCAGACUCCAGUGGAGUUGUGAAAUUGCCUUGUAUGCCGGGGAAAAUGUCUCCUCCUCUACCUCCAAAGAAAGUGAUGAUAUGCGUGCCAUUAGGGGGGACAGACUUCCCCCAUUCUUCCUAUUCUAACCAGAAGAGCUCCCAACAUCAUCACACAGUCCUGCCAUCUCAGCUAGCAGCCCAUCAACACCAGCUCCAGUAUGGCAGCCAGCAUCUAUCAACAGGAUCUAGUUCAAUACCCAUCCACGCAUCCAUACCUCCAGGGUGUAGGGUGAUAGAGGAGCUGAAUAAGACACUUGCGAUGACCAUGCAAAGGUUGGAGAGCUCUGGCAUGCAUGUCGGAGACAGCAUCUCUAAAACAGGACUAGGUGGCUAUUCCGACAUGAGACAGGUGCCAACUGUUGUUAUUGAAUGUGAAGAUGAUAAAGAAAAUGUGCCUCAUGAGACAAGCUAUGACGACAAUUCAUGCCUUUACUCAAGAGAUGACGAUGACGAUGAGGAGGAUGAGGAUGAAGAUGACGAUAGCUCCCUAUAUUCAAGCUCUUUGGCUAUGAAGGUCCUCAGGAAGGAUUCAUUGGCUAUAAAGCUAAGCAACAGACCCUCCAAAAGAGAACUUGAAGAGAAGAAUAUCCUCCCCGCGCAGACUGACGAGGAAAGGCUGGAAUUAAGGCAACAGAUUGGGACCAAACUUAUAAGGCGACUGAGUCAAAGGCCAACGGCAGAAGAAUUGGAACAAAGAAAUAUACUGAAACCACGUAAUGAGCAGGAGGAGCAGGAGGAAAAGAGGGAGAUUAAGAGAAGGCUGACACGUAAGCUCAGUCAAAGACCAACAGUAGAAGAACUGCGAGAAAAGAAGAUCCUUAUACGUUUUAGUGAUUAUGUGGAACUGGCAGAUGCACAAGAUUAUGACAGGAGGGCAGACAAACCAUGGACUCGACUUACAGCUGCUGACAAAGCAGCCAUCCGAAAAGAGUUGAACGAAUUUAAAAGUACAGAGAUGGAAGUCCAUGAAUUAAGUAGGCAUUUAACAAGGUUUCACCGGCCCUAGCAUUAAAGUUCUGCUUGAAUACUUUACUGUUUUCAAAAAAGGGAACCACAAGUGCUGGGAUAAUUCCUUUCUCUUUUACUUAAAUGUAAACAAUCGGAACUGCCUUCUUUUUUUUCCAAGGGAAGAAAAUGGCAUUUGCAUCACCUUCAUAGAUGGUUUCCACCUUCACAUGAUUUCCAACAUGUGAAGACUUGUCAUCAGCCAGCCUGUGGAUCUGUUUCGUCUAUACAAACUCAGCGGAUGUUGUCCUUCCUUGGGUCUUUGGACAUCAACAUCUUCUGUAUCGCUGUUGUUAGUGGUUCUAAAGAAAGAAAAUGCAGGGAGGUGUCGGGACCUGGUUUAAAUGAAGGAAACCUGUGAAUCAUAUGUCAGAUUUUCUUCAUACAUUUUAGCCAAAUCCAUGUGGACUUUAUAAGCAGGAAAACGAGAGAGUUGCACUUUUUUCAUCUGUGAAGCAUUCCUGUUUUCAUGUAUCACAUCUACCUUCCCAGUCACUCAAUGAGCAUCUUGCUGAGCAUCGUGUCAUGCAGAAAAAGUACAAGUGUUUAGUUAUGAUGUCACUAAGAGCUAGCAACAUGCAGCUGUACGAUUGGUUAAGGGUACCAACACAAUCAUUUUAGUUUUCAUCUCCAUAGAUUAAUCAGGGUUAGUUCAUACAAGAAUACAGAAAAGCCAACCUUUCAUUUUUGAAGCAAACAUUUAUAAAAUUGUAAAUCUGAAGUGUCAAGGAUCUCUAAGCAGCAAUGAGAGUCAGAUGCAUCUGAAGACACGAUAUUUGCACUGUGCAUUUUAUGUCACGUUAUUCAGUGUAAUGAGAUUUUAGUUGGGUGACUUUAUUGUUUUAUUACUAUGGUUUUGUAAAAGCAGUUGUAGACAAAACAAGUUUUAGGUACACACCAACCAUUCUUAAAAGAAUAUUCCCAAAGACAAAUAUGGGUUGUUCUUGUCCUUUGGAAAUGUGGUGUCAUUAUAUUGUGCUUGUUAUGUAAAUAUGAAAAAGGUUUCGGUGCAGAGGGGCUGUUUCCAGCAAACACGCUUCAUCCAUUUAUACAUUUCAGCAUUGAAAAAUCUUAACUGACAUCAUUGGUGAAUGAGCCUGUCCACGGUAUAAUGAUAAUACCUUCUAAAUGUAACAAGCCAAACUAUUUUUCAAAAUCUGCAUUUUGUUUAUGUGAAUAAAAUGGCUAAUUUAAUGUGUAAA
Messenger RNA from Pelobates fuscus (common spadefoot toad), 3340 nucleotides. It is a transcript of the gene PHACTR1, whose product is annotated as phosphatase and actin regulator 1. Bases 217 to 2139 code for a protein of 640 amino acids. The transcript has 13 exons. Gene Ontology annotation, molecular function: actin binding. Gene Ontology annotation, biological process: stress fiber assembly; cell motility. NCBI's taxonomy places the organism in Eukaryota, Metazoa, Chordata, Amphibia, Anura, Pelobatidae. The record is from RefSeq and is a predicted model, not a curated record.